Molecule: messenger RNA, 3968 nt
Organism: Sphaeramia orbicularis (orbiculate cardinalfish)
Lineage: Eukaryota; Metazoa; Chordata; Actinopteri; Kurtiformes; Apogonidae
Gene: fbxl2
Product: F-box and leucine-rich repeat protein 2
Exons: 14
Coding region: 574-1872 (432 amino acids)
Cellular component (GO): cytoplasm
Molecular function (GO): protein binding
Source: RefSeq, a predicted model, not a curated record
GAAAACGUUGAUGUCAGUCGCCAUAAUGAGCGUUUGAUACCGAAAAUAUGAAGUGCACGGCGAACGACGAGCUCCGUUGAGUGUUUCCCGUGUGUUUUUAUCAGAUUUAGGAGAUCUGGGGCCAGCUGACUCGCGCCGGGGCGAUGAAGGGAGAGGCGGAAGUGAAGUCACUUGACAGACCGUCCAUGUUAUUAUUGUUAUUUUGGUAGCCCUGUGAUGAGACGGGCUGCGGAGCCGCUGGUCUCCGAGACGACGACCGUCAACGGCACCUUACCCUGCCCUACCGUACCGCAGGCCAGCGGUCCCGGUCCCCUACCACCGUACCGACACCGCCGCCGCCACCAGCAGCACCGCUGACCCGGAGAGAGGAGCCUCGCUGACGGCUGGGGGGGAGAGGAGGAGGAGGAGGAGGUGGAGGUGGUGGAGGAGGGUGUGAGGACCCAGCUCCGGCUCUGCUCCCCUAUUACUCUGACCGACCAAAAAUAAAACGGCGACAAAAACAAUAACGGCAUUUCGUCCAACGGCUCGACUGGUGUCUGCGCGGUGUGUAACCGGGGACGUGCCGCCGCAGACAUGAACGGUAUCACCAAGGGCCGGUUCGAGGUGUUCUCAAACAGCGAUGAAGCCCCCAUUAACAAGAAGCUCCCCAAAGAGCUUCUUCUUAGAAUAUUCUCCUACCUAGAUGUGGUUACCCUCUGUAGGUGUGCCCAAGUAUCCAAGGCGUGGAAUGUCCUGGCCUUAGACGGCAGCAACUGGCAGAAGAUCGACUUGUUCAACUUUCAGACAGACAUAGAGGGCCGGGUUGUGGAGAACAUUUCGAAGCGCUGUGGAGGCUUCCUGAGGCAGCUGAGCCUCAGGGGCUGCCUGAGCGUGGGAGAUGCCUCUAUGAAGACGUUUGCCCAGAACUGUAGAAACAUCGAAGUUUUGAACCUGAACGGCUGCACCAAGAUCACAGACAGCACCUGCCUCAGCCUCAGCAAGUUCUGCUCCAAACUCAAACACCUAGAUCUCACUUCCUGUGUGUCCAUCAGCAACCACUCUCUCAAGGCCCUCAGUGAUGGCUGCAGAAUGUUGGAGAUGUUGAACCUGUCGUGGUGUGACCAAAUUACACGUGAUGGCAUCGAGGCCCUGGCCAGAGGCUGCACUGGUUUACGAGCGUUGUUCCUCAGAGGCUGCACACAGCUGGAUGAUGGAGCAUUGAAGCACCUUCAGAAACACUGCCCAGAACUCACCACCAUCAAUAUGCAGUCUUGCACACAAAUAACAGAUGAAGGCCUGGUCAGCCUGUGCCGGGGCUGCCACAAACUCCAGAUUCUCUGCGUGUCUGGCUGCAGUAACAUCACUGAUGCCUCCCUCACUGCACUGGGACUCAACUGUCCCCGACUUAAGAUCCUUGAAGCUGCACGAUGUUCCCAUGUCACAGAUGCUGGGUUCACUGUGUUGGCUAGGAAUUGUCAUGAGCUUGAAAAAAUGGACUUGGAAGAAUGUAUAUUGGUGACAGAUAAUACCUUGGUUCAGCUGUCUAUCCACUGCCCUCGCCUGCAAGCACUGUCCUUGUCCCACUGCGAGCUGAUCACAGACGAUGGCAUCAGAGCUCUGAGCAGCAGCACCUGUGGCCAAGAGCGCCUCACUGUGGUGGAGCUGGACAACUGCCCACUCAUCACUGACGUGACCCUGGAGCACCUAAAGAGCUGCCAUCGUCUGGAGCGCAUUGAGCUCUACGACUGUCAGCAAGUCACAAGAGCUGGCAUCAAACGCAUUCGGGCCCACCUCCCAGAGAUCAAAGUCCACGCCUACUUUGCCCCAGUGACACCCCCUCCCUCUGUACAUGGAGGUGGCCAGCGUCUGUGCCGCUGCUGCAUCAUCCUCUGACAGUGGAGGGCCAGGGGGGGCCACCUCUGUCUACAGGUCCUGCUGCUCUGAAAAAAUGGGGGAGGGGGGCUGGGGGUAAAAUGUGGGGGAGAGGAGGGGCUGGACCCACUCACUGCUCCUGAUCAACACACAGCCUGAUUGGCCGUGAUUUCCAAUCAGUCGAACCCGCCCCUCCUCUUCUCUCCUCUUACUUCACUGAUCAGCGUUUGCAGCAGCCCCAGGUUGGGGGUCACGGAGGGUUUGGGUAGAAGGAACACAGAUGGAUGGAUUUUUCUCUCUCUAUCUCUCUUUUUCUUCUGUCUCAUUCUCUGUAAACACUGUAAGGACAAAAACAGACUCUCCACUCCAUUCUGCUCCUUACACUCCUGCCUCCCCACCUGUGGGCCGACAGGUCUGCAUCUGGCCGGCUGGAGAUGGGGGGGAGUGUCUGAACGGUGGAACUACAAUGCAUCAAGAUCAAACUAAAAGAAAAAAAAUGAUGAAAUCGUCAUUUGGACAACAGUUCACUCUCUGUGGAGUAUCAUCUCAACCAAUCACAUGACACCUCUACAGUAUGUGGCCAUCCUGUGAUUUCAUUCUGCUUUGACCAAUAAACACGCAGCAUGGAGGAAGAGGAGAGCUGGGAAAACACAGAUCUUCUCAGAUAACAGCAAAGCUUUGGCUUGGCCAGCUCAAACCUCUUGUGUAUAAGAGGGGGGAAAAAAACAGGAAAUACAUAGGACAUGUGACAUAUUUGUGCAUCUGAGAAACUUAUGUUGAGAUUUUCAUUAUGUUUGUACAGAGAAUGUUUUGCAAUGGAAAAAAGAAUUACACUUACGGCUUCUCACUCAAGAAUGGGAUAGGCCAAGAAAAAAUUUUGUUUUAUUUUCUUUCUUUUUUUCAGUGCUUAUUGUAAUUGUCCAUGCCUGUCUAUACAGAGAGGGAGAUAUAUUUGUCUUUCUUUUUGAAAUAGAACCAGAAAAAACUGUUGCUGUCGACAAAAUGGACCUAUGUUUCAGACCCUCGACAUCUGAAAGCAUUACGUUGACUUCGUUUGCUACUGGGAUAGAGUGGCCUCUCUGUACUGCGUGGUUAUGUUGGCUCGUAGGCCUGGAUCCAAUCCUGUCAGUAGCCCUGUGCACUAGCUCCUACUUGACCACUUAGGCAUUUGUUUACAUCCUGGAUUAGGUUAGCGCUGCAGACAAACUUGUUUACAUUGGUAGGUUUCCAGUCUCCCUACUGUUCUGACAUAGGUUUAGUAAUGAUGAAACUGUGUUCUGCCCACAGGUUUCACUGGAGUGUAAUGUCAGUGACUUAAAUUUAUGCUGUGUGUACUUGGAUAUCAAUCAGGGCUAAUGUUGGUGCAACUUAACUUAUAAGUGAAAUUGUUUUUUGCUUAAAGCUAAGACAGUUGAUAUGAGAAUCUGAGCAAAAAGCACCUCUACUUGUUGACAAUCACAUGACUUUAAGUAUUUAAAAUAUUUGGAAUUCAUUUAGUUUCAUGCAAAUGGCAAUUUAUUAAUGAUGAUGGGAUGUGUUUUUGAAAAUUGUUUUUUUUCAUAGACUCCUUCCACUUUAUGCCCCUAAAACACAUUUGGAUUUCAAAAUAGUAUAAUGCAUUUCCAUUGAGAGACACCUGUCUCCUGCAUAUACAUACUGAUUAGGAACAUUUUGUUCUACAGAACAUCUGUUAUAAGAAGGGUAUGUUAGUAAGUAAUUAGUGAUCAAAACACCAGAACCAAUGAUUUAUUUCACAUGACACUCCUACCAAGCAGGAAUUCAAUAUUAUCUGUUUUGUACAAGGCGUGAUAUACCACCUCUUGAAGCACUGAAUAUGUAAUGGACAUUUAAGCAGCUAUCAGUAUUGAAUAACCAGAGACUGGCAAGUGCUGUGUAAUGCCUAGUGCUCAAUGACUGGGGACAUGCGCAGGACUAUGGAUAGGACUGAAACAAGGAGAGCAAGACUCAAAUGGGCACAGAUGGGUAGCUGACUGGCUGUGAUACUAAUGCCCUCUCUUUGACAGCUAUUUUAACAGUUUUAUGUUUAAGAAAAAUAAAGAAAUACAUGAAAAAAAAUAAACAAAUGAAAUAAAUAAAAGUAACUAAUAGUAAAUGUG